Momordica charantia (bitter melon) is the source of this 1982-nucleotide messenger RNA. RefSeq names its product putative methylesterase 11, chloroplastic. Gene Ontology annotation, biological process: jasmonic acid metabolic process; salicylic acid metabolic process. Gene Ontology annotation, molecular function: methyl jasmonate esterase activity; methyl salicylate esterase activity; methyl indole-3-acetate esterase activity. NCBI's taxonomy places the organism in Eukaryota, Viridiplantae, Streptophyta, Magnoliopsida, Cucurbitales, Cucurbitaceae. The record is from RefSeq and is a predicted model, not a curated record.
AUUUCAGUCCGCGGUCAGUUGCAGCCUAUAAAUCGAACUUCUUCUUCCCCUCUUCUUCUUCAUUCUCCGUCUUCGAUCUCCGGCGACACUGUUUUCCCUCCGAAUUUCGCCAAAAAAGAGUGCUUCAAACUUCAGCCUCGUUAUUCUUUAAUCCCUAUCCGCCAUUUCGCCGAUUUUGUACUUUAUGCUCCGAAAAUGGGAAAUUUCUGCGCCUGCCUCGCACCCAAAUCGAUGAAGAAAAAACCCACAAAGCGCCUUCUGAAUCCACCUCUGCCCACCAAUCCAAGCAAAAGAUGGACUCGAGUGAGGUCUUCCAGGAAGGACAAAUCCGACGCUUCUCUGGCUCCAGAGCAAGUUCUCGCCGCUGCGAUUCUGUUCCAGCAGCGCCAACAGCAGAACGGCGGCGACCCUUUUGAUCGGACCACUUCGCUCCGCUACCCAAAAUCUGGGUCGAAGAAGAGUAACGCAUUGCCGCGGAGUUCGAGCUCGCGUGCUCGAUCCCUUACCGAUCCCCUGCUUCAGCCUCAUCAACUUGUUAGCGAGAAUAUAAAGCUUGAGGAUAUAGAAACGAGUCAUUUUGUUCUUGUCCAUGGUGGUGGCUUUGGGGCAUGGUGUUGGUACAAAACCAUAGCACUUUUAGAAGAAGGGGGUUACAAAGCUACUGCAAUAGAUUUAACUGGUUCUGGAGUUCAUUCAUAUGAUCCAAAUUGCAUCACGAGUCUUUUGCAAUACGUGCAGCCGCUUACUGAUUUCCUUGAAAAGCUUGCUGAGGGAGAAAAGGUUAUCUUGGUGGGGCAUGAUUUUGGUGGUGCAUGUAUAGCGUAUGCGAUGGAGUUAUUUCCUUUUAGAAUUGCAAAAGCCAUAUUUAUUGCUGCGGCAAUGUUGACCAAUGGACAGAACACUUUAGACAUGUUCUCGCAGCAGACUGGUGUGGAUGAUCUAAUGCAACAGGCUCAGAUGUUUUCCCACGCAAAUGGGAACGACCACCCUCCGACUGCUAUUAACUUUGAAAAAUCAUUGUUGAGGGACUUAUUUUUCAAUCAAAGUUCUGCCAAGGAUGUUGCUCUGGCAUCUGUAUCAAUGAGGCCGGUACCGUUCGCACCUAUUUUGGAAAAGUUGUGCCUUUCAGACUUGAAAUAUGGAUCAGUCAGACGAUUUUACAUCGAAGCUCCCGAAGACAACGCCAUUCCCAUCUCAUUACAAGAGAGUAUGAUAAACAAAAGCCCCCCACAACAGGUCUUUCGGCUAAAAGGUGCAGAUCAUUCCCCUUUCUUCUCAAAGCCUCAAGCUCUAAACAAGCUAUUGGUAGAGAUCUCAAAGAUCAAAACACCAUCAUAGCAUCAUUUUGAGUCAGAAGCAAGAUUAGCUAAGGUCUCCAGAUAUCCGUCCCAUACACCUACACGACCCGGAAAUCAGCGAAAUUGUCAGCCGCAUUAUAAGGUCAGAACGAAUCCAUAAUGUAUAGGCUCAUUAACAUUAAAGAAAAAUAAAAGGUUCUAGUACUUGAUUCAUAAAUGAAAUAUGCUGUUUUCAUUUUCCUGUGUGUGCUCUUUCUUGAGGGGAUUUUUGUUUCCUUUCCUCUCGUGUCUAGGAAUUUUUGCUACAACUACAACAAAUAGAUCUUUUUGAGGAUAAAUAGUCCUCAUUCAAAUCACAUCCAAGAUUGAAAAGCUUGAGGUAACUUCUUGGAUUUGUUCCCUCUCUCCGUUGUGGGUUUGCAAUUAUAGUAUGAACACUGGCAUUAAUUUGAAAGCUUUGUUAGGAAGAACAAGUAGGUAUUGGGGGUUGAGGAACACUGACAUUUGAAUAGAAAUAGCCACCAGAUUUUGAACGCUUUUGAAUUAAAAAGCCUUGGAAAUUAGUUCACUUCUCUGUUACUCAACUUGUUCUCUGUAUCUAGAAAGUGUUUGUGUAUUGCACUUGUAGCCAUUUGAACUGAUCUGAUUCUGCCAUUUAUAUGAAUAACUGUUUGGUUUAAGUAA